Molecule: messenger RNA, 3815 nt
Organism: Malus domestica (apple)
Lineage: Eukaryota; Viridiplantae; Streptophyta; Magnoliopsida; Rosales; Rosaceae
Product: TMV resistance protein N
Biological process (GO): defense response; signal transduction
Molecular function (GO): ADP binding; protein binding
Source: RefSeq, a predicted model, not a curated record
UGAUCUUCUAUCUUUUUACUUGUUCAUUCAGUUACUGUCUGCAAUACCCGAUUACAACAACUGUUUUCUUCGAUGGCAUUGACUUUGAGCACCAAUAGAGCCUCGGCAUCUUUUCUUUUCAAUGAAUCAGCUCCUCGAUGGAAGUAUGAUGUGUUUUUGAGUUUCAGGGGUGUAGACACACGCAAGGGUUUUGUAUCCCACUUACACCAUGAAUUGUCCAAGUGCCAAGGAAUUACGACUUUCAUGGACGAUCGAGAGCUUCAAGGAGGAACAAGUAUUCAUCUUGCGCUACCAAGUGCGAUCAAAGAAUCGCAUAUUGCAAUUGCUGUUCUCUCACCAAACUAUGCUUCUUCCAAAUGGUGCUUGGAUGAACUUACAACCAUUCUUCAAUGCAUGGAAGCCAGGAACUCAGUUCUGCCGGUCUUUUAUCAGACAGAUCCAUCUGACGUCGGAAAUCAACGGGGAUGUUUUGCCGAAGCCUUCGCGGAGCAUGAAGAAAAGUUGAUCAGUAUCGAAGGCAAAAAGAAGGUGCUCCAAUGGAAAGCUGAUCUAAAGCGAGUGUCCAAAAUUUGUGGUUGGACUUCGAAGGAAUCUAAGUGUGAAAGUGAGCUUAUACAAAAAAUCGUCAAAAGUGUGUGGAGGAAAGUGCAAGCUACACUCCCGUUGUUAGAUUCCUCACAAAAAUUAGUUGGGGUUAAUUUUGGGCUUGGGCAACUAAGUUCUCUAUUAGCUCAUGAUGUCAAUGAUGUACGCUUUAUAGGGAUAACGGGGAUGGGUGGCAUAGGUAAGACAACCCUUGCUAAGCUUGUUUAUGAUAGAAUCUUUCAUCAUUUUGAAGUUCACUGCUUUCUCGGCAACCUUAGAGAGGUUUCUAAUGUUGAUCUUCAAAAAAGACUUCUUUUCCCGGUGUUGAGGGAAAAGAUUGAAGAAAUUUGGGAUGAAGAGCGCGGAAUCAUUUUCACUAAGAAGUGCUUGCGCAACAAAAAAGUUCUUCUUGUACUUGAUGAUGUGGAUCACAUAAACCAGCUACAAGUACUAGCUGGAAAGGAAGAUUGGUUUGGCAUGGGAAGUAGAAUUAUCAUUACAACUAGAAAUGAACGUCUGCUAGUCCAGCAUGACAUAACAUUAUGUCAUAAUGUCAAAGUGUUAGAUAAAGGCGCAGCUCUUGCACUGUUUAGCCUUCAUGCCUUUAAGAAAAAUCUGCCUAAGGAUGGGUUUUGGGAACUGUCAACGUAUUUCAUUAAUUAUGCUGGAGGCCUUCCAUUAGCUCUUGAAACCUUGGGGUUAGCAUUGUUUAAGAGAAGGCUAGAUACUUGGAAUAGUGUGUGGGAUAAUCUGUCAAAAAUUCCUAAUCCAGCAAUUUUUGAUAAACUUAAAAUAAGUUAUGAUGGACUAGAAGAGUGGGAGAAGAGAAUUUUUCUCGACGUUGCAUGUUUCCACAAAGGGAAGUACACGAAUGAAGUAAUUAAAAUGCUAGAUAAUUCUUUUGGAAUCUCUAGUAGUAGUAUGAUAGAUGUACUAAUUGAGAGAUCUCUCAUCUAUCAAGAUCAUGAAAAAUGCAUACGAAUGCAUGAUUUGAUUCAAGAAAUGGCAUGGACAGUUAUUGUUCAAGAGUCUAAAGAGCCUGGUCAACGUAGUAGGUUGUGGCUUUACAAUGACAUUGAUCAUAUAUUUACGACGAAUACGGGAACAGGAGCAAUUGAAGCCAUAUCCUUACGCCUGCUCAAAGUAGAAGAGGUACGCCAGUGGAAUUGCGAAGCCUUCUCAAAGAUGGAUGGACUGAGGUUUUUGGAAUUCGAUAAUUUGAUAUUUUCUUCAGGCCCCAAAUUUCUUCCAUGUUCCUUGAGAAUUAUAAAUUGGAGUUGGUAUCCUUCUAAUUUUCUUCCAACCAACUUUCGCCCGCACUUGCUUGCUAAACUUGAGAUGCGUAAUAGCAAUCUUGUUCGUCUAUGGGAGGGAAAAAUGGACUUACCCAACUUAAAACAUAUUGAUAUUAGCAAUUCCUAUAAAUUGAAGAGUAUCUCAGAUUUCAGUGGUAUUCCAAAUCUUGAGAGGUUGAUCCUUCGGGAUUGUAAAAAUUUAGUUGAGAUACACCCGUCUAUUGCAAUCCUCAAAAGACUUAAACAUUUGCUUCUUAAUGGCUGUGAAAGCAUUAAUAGCCUUCCAAGUGAGGUUGAAAUGGAUUCUCUUGAGACUUUCGAUCUUGAUGGCUGCUCAAAUGUGAAAAAGAUUCCAGAAUUUGGGGAGCAGAUGAAGAAUGUAUUGCGGAUUCACUUAGAUGGGACUGCGAUUGAGAAAAUACCUUCAUCAAUUGGACAUCUGGUUGGCCUCAAGGAAUUGCAUGUAAGGAAUUGCAAAAAUCUCUUGAACCUUCCAAGGGCGAUUUGUAAUUUGAAGUCUCUUAGAUAUCUCAGUGCGAGUGGAUGCUCAAAGAUUGACCAACUCCCAGGAGACAUGGAUCACUUAGAGGCGCUUUGCUGGGGACCCACUAUGACAGAGCCGCUUGUGAGCAUGAAAAAUCUCAAACGUCUAGUAUUUAAGACAAAUUCUGACAUAGCCGCUUGUGGAUCGGAUGGUAAAGCAAGGGAUGGGUGGGGCCUUCGCCGCUUAUUUGGACUUGAAAAGAGUCACCCUGAUCCUCCUCCUUGUUGGCGUUUGGUGUUGUCUUCUCUAAGUCAUUUAUGCUCUUUGACAGAGUUAUCUCUAGAGAAUUGUAAUCUCCGGGAGGGGGAUAUCCCCGAUGAUAUUGGCUGCUUGUCCUUACUGGGAGUAUUGUAUCUUAGUAGAAAUAAUUUCGUCAGUCUACCUGAAAGCUUUAGACGCCUUUCUAAACUUUUCAGUCUUGAUCUGGAGGGGUGUAUAAGCCUUCAAAAAUUGCCUCCUCUUCCAUCAAACAGAGGACUAAGAGUAAAUCUGGACAAUUGCACUUCCUUACGAAGGUUGUCAGGUCCAUCCAGUUUUUAUGGUGAUUAUGUCACUUGCCGGAAUUGCAUUGCAUUGGUUCAAGAUGAAGACUUGAUUAAUAGGAUUCUAAUAUUUGUCAUUGAGGGAUUGAAAGUUGUAAUCCCUGGAAGUGAAAUUCCAGAGUGGUUCAGUAAUCAAAGUGUGGGACAUUCAAUAAAUGUGGAGCUUCCUCCACCAUCAUGUACCAACUGGCUUGGGAUUGCCUUCUGUGUUGUUUUUCAAGACCCUAAGCAAAACUUGGCAAAUCCAGCUGCCCUUUGUCAUUAUGAUAGAUUCGAAAUUUGGUAUUCAGAUGCACAUUUUAGCCAUAGAGUUUUGAUCAACCGCAUAGGGUCUGUUGCGUCAGAACACCUGUGGGUAUUUUAUCUGCGUCGUUAUAGAAAUCAACGUCGUGAAGAUUGUCUUCAGGAACAGUGUUUAUUCGAAACUUAUUUUUUUGAUAUCGAGGGACAACUAAAGGCAGACUUGAAUAUGGUGAAGAAGUGUGGGGCUCGUUUGGUGUACGAGCAAGAUUUGAAAGAACUCAACCAAAAACUACUGAAACGAACACGCGAAUAUCGUGACAAGGCAGCUCCAAGUGGACCUGGAAGUGUUAGCUUCAACGACACAGAAAAAAUUUGCAAAAGGCGUUGUAACUAGUCACCAUGUCACAAAAAAUGCAAGUAACCAUCGAUUUAUCACAUUAGCUUAAUUGUCAUCAAAAUUAUUUUUUGUUUCGACAUCUUAGUUAAUGUAAUCAAUCUCUCGAGCUAUAUAUUAAGAUGGCUAUAUUUACUGAAAUGCAGAGUGGAUAAGAAUGUUGAUGUAUAAACACUUUUGCAGAUUACUUGGGCAUUAAGAAGAUUGAUUAA